UCGUUGCACGUCAGGCUUUCCCAAACCUCCCGUCCCUGCGGAUUGCGGCCGCGCGAGGAGACGGAGGCUCGUUCGCCGGCCACCAUCACCAUGUCCUCCUCCCUCGCGCUCUCGCUCCCACCCCGGUGCGCGCUCCCCCUCCCGCCACUUCGCCUCGCCCCCAAGCACCCAUCUCUCCGCGCCAACCAGUGCCACCUCCUCCUCCGCACGACCGAGCGCCCGCUCCCCCCGCCCCGCCGCCUCCUCCUCCCCCCUAGGGCUUCGUCGUCCGCCACAACCCCCGCCGAGCCGGCGCGUGAGGGUGGCGCGGGGGGGAAGAAGGUGCCCGGGUUCCGCAACAGGUUCCUGGACCUGGCGCGGCUUGGGGCCGUGGCGGAGGGCGCGGCGGAGGCCUUCUUCCGCAGCGAAAUACGGCGGCGGCUUGCCGUCACGGCCGUGCUCAUCGUGCUCAGCCGCGUCGGCUACUUCGUGCCGCUUCCUGGGUUCGACCGCCGCCUCAUCCCCGACUCCUAUCUCAGCUUCGCCCCGCUCCCUGCAGAUGACCUCGUUGAUUUUGCUUCUGAACUGAAGCUAUCAUUUUUCCAGCUGGGAAUCAGUCAUCAGAUAUCAGCAUCGAUUGUGAUGCAGGUUCUUUGCCAUGUUCUUCCAUCACUUGAAAAGAUUCGCAAGGAAGGAUUAGACGGGCAUGAGAAGAUCAAAAGCUAUAUAUGGUGGCUAUCACUGGGUUUUGCAAUUGUGGCUGCUUGUACUGUGUCAUGCUAUUCGCUGCAGUACUCCAUAUAUGCAGCAAGUUACAGGGUUAAGCAUGUCAUAUUAACAAGCUUUCUGCUUGUCCUCGGUGCAAUGUCAACGACUUGGAUCUGUGACACCAUAACGGAAUCUGGCUUUGGGCAUGGCUCAUCUUUGAUUAUCUGUGUUGGAAUAUUGACUGGUUACACAAAUACACUACACAAGAUGCUAACUCAAUUUUCAGGAAAUGUGCACACAUCUUGGCCCUACAUCUUGGGAGUAGCUGGGAUCUUUAUGAUGGUUACCAUGGGGGCAGUGUUGGUGACUGAAGGAUGUAGGAAGAUAAAGCUUCAGUACUAUGGAUUCAAGUUGGCUUCUAGUGCCAGGAACGAAAACUCCCCAGUUACAGAGGUUGAGCCAUAUAUCCCCUUCAAUAUAAACCCAACAGGGAUGCAGCCUUUGCUUACAACCUCAUACUUACUUGCUUUUCCAAGCAUUAUGGCUAGCAUUUUCCGUUCACCAUUUUGGGAAAACUUGAAGGAAAUUUUGAAUCCAAUGACUUCAGCUGGUGGUAGUCCUUGGGUUUAUUAUUUGACCUAUGCGUUUUUCGUCUUCGUCUUCAACAUUUUUGACAUUCCAGGAGAGGGUUUCAUACCAAGUCUGCCUGGCGAAGGGGCAUUCCAGGAGGAGGUGGCGCAUCGUCUCGGGGGCUUGGUCGCAGAGUGGGCAUGGCGGCUGAUGCUGGAGACCUCGUCUAGUGAGGCGAUCAGCCGUCCAUCACCUGUCCUGGUUGGCCAACCAGUGGAAGAACUUCACUCGCGGCGGCACCCAAUUCUUCCAAAUGAGCUUCCACGAGAAACACGUCGUGGAUCCCUGGAAUGUGGCGAGGUAGCAGUAACUAGCAGAGCCAACUUACCAAAAGAGAUAUCUGACUACCUGAAUAAGAUGAGUGCCAGAGUGCCAAAGAUAAAGCCUGGAAGAGCCACAGUAGAUUAUCUUACAAAGAUACAAACAUCGACGCGUUUCUGGGGAGGUCUACUGCUGAGCUUGCUGGCAACUUCCUCGUUAUUACUUGACAGAUAUCUCAGACAAAUAAAUGAGGGGUUUUCUAUAGGUUUCACAUCAGUCUUGAUUAUUGUGGGCUCAAUUAUUGAACUGAGAAGGUCCUAUCAAGCAUAUAAUGUUAUGCCAGCACUAAGCAAAGUUUUGAAGAGAUACGGUGCUUAAGGUUAUGCAAACACAUAUGGUUGUGAUACCGGUUCCAUCCAGCUGGGUUUACAAGCUUACAACAUAUCCAUGUGUCUCAACCUUUGAGUAAAUCUUGUCGUCAACAGCUUGAAGUACCACACAAGCUGCUGUCGGUAUGGAUUGGAAUGAUAGAGAAUUGGUUCUGGAUCGGUCCUCAAGGUUGUACUUGGACCGAAGAACCAAUGAGGAUGUCCAGCCGUUUAUUUCUGCGCAAGGAUAUCCAUCUUUCUUAGUACAGGGAUGAUGAAGGAGCUGCGCCAUUGUGCCUUUGGGCACCGCAAUGCUUGAUGACUUGUGUCUAGACAUAUCUUUUUUUUGCGAUGAAUGUCUAGACAUAUCUAGACGUAUUUUAAUUCUAGAUACAUUCAUUUUUAUCCAUUUAUGCGACAAGUAAUUUAGAACAGGGGGAGUACGAAGCUACCAAAGGCGACCUGCAUUUCGGAACGUUUGUAUGAAACAGUGUAUUAACAAGGAUAUUUUUGCUUUGUUUAUGUGUAACUGGAAUCUCUCUGUAGGUGUAGUAGGGUUAUGCAAGUCGGGUUGAUGUAAUAAUUUACUAAUACCUGGAAAUCCAGAUUAUGGUUUAUAUGACA
This is a messenger RNA of Hordeum vulgare subsp. vulgare (domesticated barley), 2570 nucleotides long. RefSeq names its product preprotein translocase subunit SCY2, chloroplastic. The transcript is spliced from 14 exons. The record is from RefSeq and is a predicted model, not a curated record. Gene Ontology annotation, molecular function: transmembrane protein transporter activity; signal sequence receptor activity. Gene Ontology annotation, cellular component: plastid envelope; membrane. Gene Ontology annotation, biological process: SRP-dependent cotranslational protein targeting to membrane, translocation; chloroplast organization; protein localization to chloroplast. The coding region runs from base 91 to 1956 and encodes 621 amino acids. Lineage: Eukaryota; Viridiplantae; Streptophyta; Magnoliopsida; Poales; Poaceae.